GUCAAUUAACAAAAAGCUAAAAAACUAUUAACGAGGAUUUAUAGUUUUGAAAACUAAGCAACUUGAUUAAUUAUUUGAAUAAAUAUUUAUGUAAAGAAUAUAAACAAUUAAGAUAAACAAACAACAAAAAUUAUUAAAUAAUUAUUAAUAAUAAUGCUUGAAGAAACAGAAUCACCAAUGAAAAAUGAAAUUCUGGAUAAAGUUGCAAAUUCAUCAGCAAUAUUUAAACGUCAAAAAAGAGAUGAGCCAGAAUUAACAAUUGAAGAACAAGUUGCAAAUUCAAUAGCAAUAAUUAAACGUCAAAAAAAAGAUGAACCAGAAUUAACAAUUGAAGAAAAAUACAAAAUAGCAAAUGAUUUAUUAGACAAAAAUCAUGUAUUAUUUUUAGCAAAAUUUGGCAAAUAUUUAAAUGUAAAAUUAUUAGAUUUUUUUACUGGAACAAAUAACUAUGAGCUAACAUUUUAUAUUGAAAAAUUAAAAAGAUAUUUUAAUAAUGAAACAAGAUAUAUUGAUAUUAAAAAUCGUAGAUAUGAAGCAUUAAAAGUAUUAAUUGAACAAGAAGAUUAUUUUAGUGAAGUUGAAAUGAUGAGAAGAAAUCCAUUAUUAUAUGAUCAUUUAAUUGGUAAAUAUUUAACUGAAGAUGAUAUUAAAACAAGAGAUAAUUUAGAUACAAAAAAUAUAACAUUUGUUAAUUUAUUAAUGGAAAAAAUUGAUCGUGAUGGUAUUCAAAAUUUAAAGAAAAAACAACAAGAUGAUGAGGAUGAAGUUUUUGAAGAAUUUGAUUCUGAUUCAGAUGAAUCUGAUGAUGAAGAAAAAAAUAAUAUAAAAUGGGGUGAAAUGGAUAAUUGUGAUGGUAAAAAAUUAAAAGAUCAUAAUAAAAAUAGUAAUAAUAAUAGUAAAAAAAACAUACAAUGUUUUGAUAUUAAUUAUGAAGAACAGCAAAUGUUAAAAAAAGAAUUUAUCACGCAUAUGUAUCAAAGUUUUCUCGAUGGGAAAGAUAAAGAUUUUGAUUAUAGUACUGUUGAUGACAAUGAGAUGUAUGACAAUGUUGACAUCAGAGAACAAGAUGAAGAGGAAAAAUAUUUUGAUUCAGAAACUCCAGAUGAAUCAACACAAUUGGAAAAUCAAAAAAUUGAUGAUAACGAGUCAGAUGAUGAAUUGGAGAUAUACAUGAAAACAUUACAGGAAAAAGAGAAGAACCAGGAUUAAAAUGCUGAUGAAUUAUAUCCUCAAAGUAAAUAUAAUAAUUAAACAAAUAAAAAAAAUAAAAAACAGAUUAAUUUUUAAUUAAAAAAAUAAUACUUAUUUAUGAAUGAGUUAAUUACUUUUUAUCGUUUAAAUAAUAAAAACCUCAAAGCUAUGGAAAAAAAGCUCUUUAUAAUGAAUUUUAAUCUCAAAAUAAUUGACUAAAAAGCAAAUAAUACAUGCUUUUAUUGAAAAUUUUUAAUAUUAAAAAAUACCUUUAUUUAGUAUUAUAAUACAACAAUAAAAAAAAAAUUAUUUCUUGAUAAACUAAGAAGGUUCCCAUUAAAAUAAAAUGGAGUAUUAAAAUUCAAUAUAAAAAAUUGUAUAGAAAUUUUUUUUUUUUCUACAUUGAUGCUUGUGAUAAAAUUGAAAAAUGAUAAAUUUUUAUUUUAUUAUUAUUGUUAAAUUGAAGAAUUUUUAUAUUAUAAAAAAAAAAAAAUUGCAUAGUAAAAUCAAUAUGAUAAAUAUUUAUUUGUUUCUUAAAAGAUUUAAUUCAAAUAAAUUUACUAAUUUAUGAAAUUAGUAAAAAAUGAGUCAAAGAGAAUUAUUUUGGAAAGAAAUACGAGAGGCUUUUUUUUUUUUAAAUGUAUUUUAUGAAUGAAACCAAAGCUUACAUUAACAGGUGGCCUUUACUACGCAGUUGAAAUCGAUCUAGUUGCUAUAUAUUCUAAGAAUAUUUCGACGAAAUCCCUGGAGAGCUUUACCUCAUUUCUUGGAUAUUUUUCUAGCUAAUGAAAAAAAUAAGACAUUCAUGACAAACAUACAAUAUUUGUGUGGAAUAUUAUAAAUAAAUAUAAUAUUAAAAUUUGACGAAAUCAUGACAAACCUUGGGGAAU
Aphidius gifuensis is the source of this 2081-nucleotide messenger RNA. Its product is annotated as coiled-coil domain-containing protein 97. NCBI's taxonomy places the organism in Eukaryota, Metazoa, Arthropoda, Insecta, Hymenoptera, Braconidae. Bases 154 to 1209 code for a protein of 351 amino acids. The transcript is spliced from 4 exons. The record is from RefSeq and is a predicted model, not a curated record.